This is a messenger RNA of Juglans regia (Persian walnut), 1900 nucleotides long. Its product is annotated as probable GABA transporter 2. The transcript is spliced from 7 exons. Bases 350 to 1708 code for a protein of 452 amino acids. The record is from RefSeq and is a predicted model, not a curated record. Gene Ontology annotation, cellular component: plasma membrane. NCBI's taxonomy places the organism in Eukaryota, Viridiplantae, Streptophyta, Magnoliopsida, Fagales, Juglandaceae.
CUUCAUAGUUGACGAAGAACCUCCUAAUUAAAUAGCUAUUGUUCUCCCAAGUCUCCAGCUCAAUUAUCUCGUUUUAUAUGCAAAUAUCGAAUGCGAUGCUUUAGGAUUUGUAUCUUUUUCUAUAUUCUAUACAUAGUCGCGAUCGGCAGAGCACAAAUUACCCCACGGUGCAUUUUAGCUUUGUUUCGACGCAUCCUAUGAACCCCCCACCUGUUCCAACACCCUGUAUCUCCUCCUCCGUCUUAAAACUAACGUGCUGAUCUCUUGACUGAGACCGCCAUACCAUAUCUUGCGCCCCCGCCCUCUCCCUCCUCCUCUCUCGCAUAUAUAUAUAUAUAUACACCAAUAUAUGGGUGAACGUCCACGAGUUGACCCAUUCCCCGAGAACAGCCGGGAGGAAGAUGCCGGAGCCGUUUUCGUCCUCCAAUCAAAAGGACAAUGGUGGCACGCGGGUUUUCAUCUGACGACGGCGAUCGUGGGGCCGACGAUACUGGCGCUGCCGUUCGUGUUCAGAGGGUUAGGGUGGGGCCUAGGGUUCUUCUGCCUGACGGUAAUGGGAGUCGUGACUUUUUACUCAUACUACCUCAUGACGAAGGUGCUCCAACACUGUGAGAAAGAAGGUCGCCGACACAUCCGAUUCCGAGAGCUCGCCGCAGACGUGUUAGGCUCGGGAUGGAUGUUUUAUUUUGUAAUAUUCAUUCAGACGGCUAUCAACACUGGAAUUGGAAUAGGAGCAAUUCUACUUGCAGCAGAAUGCCUUGAAAUCGUCUAUUCGAACCUUGUUCCUAACGGGUCCCUGAAAUUGUACGAAUUCAUAGCCAUGGUGACGCUUGCAAUGAUAGUUCUCUCACAACUUCCAACCUUUCACUCUCUCAGACACAUCAACCUGGGUUCGCUUCUUCUUAGCUUGGGCUACACUUCCCUUGUGGUUGCUGCUUGUAUUUAUGCAGGUACCUCAAAAAAUGCCCCUGCAAGGGAAUACUCCUUGGAAACUUCGAAGUUACAUAGAGUUUUCAAUGCCUUUACUUCCAUAUCCAUUAUAGCUGCCAUUUUUGGGAAUGGGAUACUACCCGAGAUACAAGCAACUCUUGCUCCACCUACCACUGGGAAGAUGGUAAAAGGUCUUUUGAUGUGCUACAGCGUAAUUUUCAUUACAUUCUACUCGGCUGCAGUGUCUGGAUAUUGGGUGUUUGGAAACAAAGCUAGCUCGAAUAUUCUCAAGAGCCUGCUGCCGGAUGAAGGACCUUCCUUGGCUCCAACAUGGGUUCUUGGCCUUGCUGUCAUCUUUGUUCUCCUUCAGCUCCUUGCCAUUGGCCUCGUUUAUUCCCAAGUUGCUUAUGAGAUCAUGGAGAAAAAAUCAGCUGACGUGAAACAAGGGAUGUUUUCAAGAAGGAAUCUUAUUCCUCGGCUAAUUCUUCGGACGCUAUACAUGAUAUUUUGUGGGUUUUUUGCAGCAAUGCUUCCCUUCUUUGGAGACAUUAAUGCUGUAGUAGGAGCAAUUGGCUUCAUUCCUCUGGAUUUCGUCCUCCCAAUGCUUCUAUACAACAUGACGUACAAGCCUCCACGAACCUCCCUCACCUAUUUGAUCAAUGUCUCUAUUAUGAUCAUCUUCACAGGCACAGGAAUCAUGGGCGCGUUCUCUUCUGUAAGACAACUGGUGGUUGAUGCCAACAAGUUUAAGCUCUUUAGCAGUGAAGUGGUCGGUUAAGCUCAUAAUAAAUCACCCCCUUGGCUGAAGAACCAUACCAUUUUAGCCUGUUGGAAUUUGAACUAAGGUUUCACACUUCUUUUUUCGGUUAUAAUCUGUAACAUGAGAAGGCACUGCAAAAACAUGUGCCCGGACAUAUGCCUAAUUAUAUUUUUGUACUUAUAUAAUUAUAGGAGUUUUCGAGUUUGCAAA